AUGGCCGCGUCCACCAUGUCUGUCUGCUCCAGCGCUUACUCUGACUCCUGGCAGGUGGACGACUGCCCAGAGAGCUGCUGCGAGCCCCCCUGCUGCGCCCCCAGCUGCUGUGCCCCAGCCCCCUGCCUGACCCUGGUCUGCACCCCAGUGAGCUGUGUGUCCAGCCCCUGCUGCCAGGCGGCCUGUGAGCCCAGCCCCUGCCAAUCAGGCUGCACCAGCUCCUGCACGUCCUCAUGCUGCCAGCAGUCUAGCUGCCAGCCGGCUUGCUGCACCUCCUCCCUGUGCCAGCCGGCGUGCUGUGUGCCCGUCUGCUGCAAGACUGCCUGCUGCGUGCCCGUCUGCUGCAAGCCUGUGUGCUGUGUGCCUACCUGCUCUGAGUCUUCCUCUUCAUGCUGCCAACAGUCUAGCUGCCAGCCAGCUUGCUGCACCUCCUUGCCCUGCCAGCAGGCCUGCUGUGUGCCUGUCUGCUGCAAGCCUGUCUGCUGCAAGUCCCUCUGCUGUGUGCCUGUCUGCUCUGGGGCUUCCUCUCUGUGCUGCCAGCAGUCUAGCUGCCAGCCGGCUUGCUGUACCACCUCCUGCUGCAGACCCUCCUCCUCCGUGUCCCUCCUUUGCCGCCCCGUGUGCAGGUCCACCUGCUGCGUGCCCGUCCCCUCCUGCUGUGCCCCCACCUCCUCCUCCUGCCAGACCAGCUGCUGCCGCCCGGCUUCCUGCGUGUCCCUCCUCUGCCGCCCCACGUGCUCCCGCCCGGCCUGCUGA
This is a messenger RNA of Rhinopithecus roxellana (golden snub-nosed monkey), 756 nucleotides long. Its product is annotated as keratin-associated protein 10-3. NCBI's taxonomy places the organism in Eukaryota, Metazoa, Chordata, Mammalia, Primates, Cercopithecidae. Gene Ontology annotation, cellular component: keratin filament. Bases 1 to 756 code for a protein of 251 amino acids. The record is from RefSeq and is a predicted model, not a curated record. The transcript has 2 exons.